AUGGAAGCUAGUCAGGCUGCAGAAUACUCAGAAGAUGCUCCCAUGACAGAUGAAGCUUACGAGGCUUUGCUUCAAUUUCACUCACAAUUUGAUAGCAAUGACUCUGAAGGAGAAAUAGGCGAGAUCCAUUCAACAGUGGCUCCCUUGACGGAUGAAACUUUUCUAGCUCAAGAGUAUUCCAGCGAGCAAAUCAAUGAUGGCUCGGUCUGUUCAAGUGCCUUGAACGAAGACCAUUUGCUACCAGAUAGCAAUGCGUCUGAAAUGAAUUCAAGUUUGCUGGAUCAGAAUCUCCAGCCACAGGAUUCCGACACAUGGGAUCAGACGCCAUUGACCGAAGCUGACGUUGUAUCAACUCCAUAUAUAGUGGAGCAAAGCGAGUCACCAGCAUUUUCUUUCCCAUUGUCUGAGCCUAUCGCUGCUUGCAGCGCGAUAGAUCAAAGGACUGAUGCACAAGUUGCGAUAUGUACAGCGCAAGAUUUUGGUUUUGAUUUCGAUUUCGAUGCCUUGGAAGCACUGGAGGCUAGUGAAAACCAGUCGACAGGAUAUUCCAUGACAACCGAAGAAUAUCAGACCUACUUACGGUCCAUUGGACUCUACUGA
Messenger RNA from Cadophora gregata, 600 nucleotides. RefSeq lists its product as uncharacterized. NCBI's taxonomy places the organism in Eukaryota, Fungi, Ascomycota, Leotiomycetes, Helotiales, Ploettnerulaceae. The coding region runs from base 1 to 600 and encodes 199 amino acids. The record is from RefSeq and is a predicted model, not a curated record. The transcript has a single exon.